Messenger RNA from Poeciliopsis prolifica (blackstripe livebearer), 1251 nucleotides. RefSeq names its product transmembrane protein 38B (gene tmem38b). The coding region runs from base 305 to 1231 and encodes 308 amino acids. Gene Ontology annotation, molecular function: potassium channel activity; identical protein binding. The transcript is spliced from 6 exons. Gene Ontology annotation, cellular component: membrane. Gene Ontology annotation, biological process: potassium ion transmembrane transport. Lineage: Eukaryota; Metazoa; Chordata; Actinopteri; Cyprinodontiformes; Poeciliidae. The record is from RefSeq and is a predicted model, not a curated record.
AGGAAUUCCGUCCAUGCGCGGAUGACAGCGUCGCUGAUGACCCCGUCCCGUGGCAACGCAAAGCUGUUGCCCAGCGACCAGCGGUGAUCCCCGUAGCUCAGCUAGCCAGCUGUGAGCCACUCGGCAGAAAGCGUAUCGACACACAGCUGUUUUGCGCCACCUGGUUUGUGUCAGAACCUCUCAGACCGUGGAUGAAGUAACACGUUGAUGUUCUCAGUUGGACCUGUGCCUUUUUUUUUUUUUUCCACCCGAGGGUCAGACUAACGAACUAGCGUAGCGGAGUGCUCUCGACCAGCCAACAAAGAUGAGUCUCGUCGAAAUGUUGUCCUUGGACGAACUGUCAGAUGGACUGGCAAACUUGCCCAUGUUUCCUUAUUUUGAGAUCGCGCACUAUGUCGUGUCAGUGGUGGCCUUGAGGGAGCAGCCAGGAGCUAUAGGUCUGUCCAGAAUCAGCCCCCUGGCCUGUUGGUUCAGCUCCAUGCUCCACUGCUUCGGGGGAGCAGUACUGUCAGGGCUCAUGCUGGCUGAGCCACCAAUUGCACCUUUGUCCAACAGCGACAAUAUUCUGCUUGCAACAUUCAUCUGGUACUUGAUAUUUUACUGCCCCAUGGACAUGUUCUACAACUUCACACGUGUGGUGCCCGUCAGGGUGGUGCUGUCAGCGAUGAAGGAGGUGACCAGGACCUGGAAGAUCCUUGGGGGCAUUACUGAGGCACAGGAUAAGUACCAGGACAACCUGCUCGUUAUGAUAGCCGUCGGGUGGGCGAAAGGUGCUGGAGGUAGCCUCAUCAGUAAUUUUGAGCAGCUUGUCCGGGGUAUAUGGAGGCCAGAGACCAACGAGCUAAUUAAGAUGUCCUACCCUACAAAGAUCACCCUGUUGGGGGCGGUGCUGUUUGCUCUGGAGGAGGCCGAGUACCUGCCAGUGGAGAAAAACCACCUGAUGCUUUUCUACACCCUCUUUACUGUUAUCAACAAGUGCCGGAUGAUGCUGACGGGGUCCUCCUACUUCCCCUUCGCCCCCAUGGAGUGGCUCCUGUUUGAGGUCCUCUUUAUGGGACGUCUCCCCAAUUUCACUCUGAGACAGAUUUGUGGAUUCAUCAUGGUGGAUAACGGCAGAGCCAGAGUCACUCGUGCAAACAAAGAUUGGAGGGAGAACAGACACAACUGCCCUUCGCCUGUUAGAGGCACGCGCAGAGGCAGAGAUGAGGCAGAUGGAAAAAAAUACAAAUAAACAGCUUUUGCCUUGUCGCA